Messenger RNA from Nematostella vectensis (starlet sea anemone), 2320 nucleotides. Its product is annotated as AP-2 complex subunit mu. Gene Ontology annotation, cellular component: cytoplasmic vesicle; AP-2 adaptor complex. Gene Ontology annotation, biological process: clathrin-dependent endocytosis; intracellular protein transport. The record is from RefSeq and is a predicted model, not a curated record. The transcript has 11 exons. NCBI's taxonomy places the organism in Eukaryota, Metazoa, Cnidaria, Anthozoa, Actiniaria, Edwardsiidae. The coding region runs from base 203 to 1534 and encodes 443 amino acids. Gene Ontology annotation, molecular function: clathrin-cargo adaptor activity.
GGAACUUGCCGGAGAUGUUGGUGUCUGUGUAGAAAAUGGCGGCUUGAGCUUCUUCGUCCUUGUCCCAUUUUUAACGCAUUUAGAACCAAUAUUUAGCACAAUAUUCACUUGCAAAGCACACAAGAAUUGCCAAGUCGUGUUACUUGAUAACACUGCUAGCUGUUUCGUGGAUAUUUAGCUGUUUUACUGCCGUGGAGCUAAAAUGAUUGGAGGGUUCUUCAUAUAUAACCACAAGGGAGAGGUUCUCAUUUCGCGGGUCUAUCGCGAUGAUAUCGGGAGAAACACAGUUGAUGCUUUCCGUGUCAAUGUUAUCCAUGCCAGAGGCCAAAUCCGCUCACCCGUCACUAACAUAGCUAGGACAAGCUUCUUCCAUAUCCGCCAGGGCAACGUCUGGAUAGCAGCAGUAACAAGGCAGAAUGUCAAUGCUGCCAUGGUCUUUGAGUUUCUUUUCAGAACAGUUGAUAUUAUGAUGUCCUACUUUGGCAAAGUAACAGAAGAAGGAAUCAAGAAUAACUUUGUUCUUAUCUAUGAACUUCUUGAUGAAAUAGCAGACUAUGGCUAUCCACAGAAAACAGAUACGGCAAUCCUUAAAACAUUUAUUACACAGCAAGGAGUAAAGACACAGACACGGGAAGAGCAGGCCCAGAUUACAAGUCAAGUGACUGGACAGAUUGGCUGGAGACGAGAUGGUAUCAAGUACAGGCGUAAUGAGCUCUUCCUGGACGUCCUGGAAUCAGUCAACUUACUCAUGUCUCCUCAAGGUCAAGUUCUGAGCGCACACGUGUCUGGCCGAGUUGUGAUGAAAAGCUUUCUGUCUGGAAUGCCAGAAUGCAAGUUUGGCAUGAAUGACAAGUUGGUGGUAGAGAAGCAAUCGAAGUCAUCAAGCUCAGAUACCAGUGUGGAUACAACCAUAGGAGGGAACAAGAAAAAUACAAGCAAGACCGGUAUUGCUAUUGAUGACUGCACAUUUCAUCAGUGUGUGAAGCUAAGCAAGUUUGAGACAGAACGCAGCAUUAGUUUCAUUCCCCCAGAUGGUGAAUUUGAGUUAAUGAGAUAUCGUACAACCAAGGACAUUAGCUUGCCGUUUAGAGUGAUCCCCCUGGUCCGUGAAGUGGGUCGCUCAAGAAUGGAAGUCAAGGUUGUUCUAAAGUCAAACUUCAAGCCUUCAAUACUAGGACAGAAAAUAGAGGUCCGUAUCCCUACACCACCCACCACAGCUGGAGUCCAGGUAGUUUGCCUGAAGGGAAAGGCCAAAUACAAGUCUAGUGAGAACGCAAUUGUCUGGAAGAUCAAGAGGAUGGGUGGAAUGAAGGAGUCCCAGAUCAGUGCAGAGAUUGAACUCAUGCCGACAAAAGACGCCAAGAAGUGGGCAAGGCCACCCAUUUCACUCAACUUCGAGGUUCCAUUCGCGUGCUCUGGUCUCAAGGUGCGAUACCUCAAGGUGUUUGAGCCCAAGCUGAACUACAGUGACCAUGACACGAUCAAGUGGGUGCGCUACAUCUCGCGUAGCGGCCUGUACGAAACACGAUGUUGAUGACUCAUGUUAUGUAUUAAACGGUCCUAUAAUCCAGAGAUGCUCUCAUGUCAAUCCUCAAAUAACUACCACUAAUAACUGAAUAGACUACCACCAACACGAUAACGAUAUGCUCACAAGUUAACCAUCAAAUAACGAUCAUUAUUAAACAAAUAAAGGCUGAUUUAGGCAGUGCGAUUUAGUCGUAUGCGCCUUGCCCGCAACACCUCUACUCUAGUCGCAGAGUGUAUAUCAGGCUACGACUCCACUGCGACGCUCGGCUACGAAAGUCGUAGUGUGUAACUUAGGGCUAUGUCCACCAACAUAAAUACAUAAUACCACGUAGUCGCUCAAAGAGCCCUAAUCAGCCCACCUUGAUUGUGCUCAUUCCAUAUUGGAGGACAUAUUAUGUGAGGAAAUCUUGAAAUUUCUUGGUAGAUGGUAUCUCACAAUCAUUUACCAAAUUUUAUCGAAAAUAUCGUAAUAGCUCCCUCAAAUCAGUGGAUAGAAAUAGAUGUUCUCUCACUUGGUAUUUUGCUAUGAUUACAGAAUGGUGCCUGACAACUCUAUAACAAAUAAGAUUUGAUUAUGUCAGUUCUUUUUCUCGAUUCGAUUAGUAGUUUUUGCCUCGCGCGAGUGGGGCUAGUGAUAACGAGCAUUGUUUGUACAGGUGUCGGUAUCAGUAGACGGGAAAUUAGUUUGACUAAUAUGUAGCCUUUAAUCCCUAGAUAAAUUAGAGUGACUAGAUUCAAUCCACCCAUACUGUAUAGUAACGUUAUUGCUAGAAUAAUAAAAUUCUUUUUGAAA